Symbiodinium pilosum is the source of this 1497-nucleotide messenger RNA. The record is from the annotation of a GenBank genome assembly. Lineage: Eukaryota; Dinophyceae; Suessiales; Symbiodiniaceae.
AUGGCUUUAGAAUUUGUCGGCAAUGUGGCCGUUUUGAGGUUCAAUCAUCCCGAGGUGAUGAAUGCAGUUGGUCAACAGAUGCUGGGCGAUUUUGCCGAAGCGGUUGAAGCCAUUAAAGACCCGGCAAACGGCGCGCGUUGUCUGCUUCUGACCGGAGAAGGUCGUGGUUUCUGUGCUGGCGCUAACCUGCAGGAUGAUGCAAAGCGCGAAGGCAAAGCUAAACCCGCCGGUUCUGCGCUGCGAAACUUCUAUCACCCGUUGAUGUUUGAACUGCGGAGUCUGGAAAUGCCGAUAGUGACCGCAGUCAAUGGCGCGGCGGCCGGUGUCGGUAUGAGUUUUGCUAUGUUGGGCGAUAUCGUCUGUGCGUCUAAAUCGGGUUUCUUUCUGCAGGCGUUUGCCCGUAUUGGUCUUAUUCCCGACGGUGGCUCGACGUUCAUGUUGCCGCGUCUGGUUGGAUGGGGACGGGCGAUGGAGCUGUCCAUGCUGGCCGAGCGCUUACCUGCCGAACAGGCGCAUGAAUGGGGUCUGGUAAAUCGCUUGUUUGAAGAUAACGAAGCCCUUAUGACCGGCGCGAUGGGCAUUGCCCAGAAGCUGGCGAAUGGGCCGCGUUCAUUGGUGUUGAUCCGCAAAGCCUACUGGCAGACCUGGCAGAAUUCUUUUGAACAACAGCUUGAGUUGGAAGCGCAGCUGCAGAAUGAAGCGGGUGCUUCAAGUGAUUUCGGUGAAGGGGGACGUGUGGCGCUGGUUACCGGUGGCAGUCGAGGCGUUGGCCGCGCUAUUUCUAUAUCGUUGGCAAAACAGGGGGCAACGGUUGCCGUCAAUUAUCGUCGCGAUGAGGAAUCAGCAGAACAAACCGUGGCUGAAAUUGUUGCGGCUGGAGGAACAGCCAGAGCUUACGCCGCUUCGGUGGAUGAUUUUGACCAGGAUGCCCAGAUGGUGGCGGCCAUCGAGGCGGACUUUGGUCCGAUAAGCAUUCUUAUAAAUAACGCGGGUAUCGCCAGCCGCGGGCAAUCUGUUGCAGAUACAGAUCCUGCGGAGUUACAGCGCGUGGUGGCUACGCAUGCUUUUGGUCCGCACUAUCUGGCGAAACUGGUACUGCCGGGUAUGCGUCAGCUGGAUCGUGGUGACAUUGUGAUGAUCAGCAGCGUCGCUACGCGCUCUCUGGGUAGCCAUGGUGCGCCCUACAAUAUGGGUAAAACCGCGAUGGAAGCGCUGGCUUACACGUUAGCCAAAGAAGAGCGGCGUUAUGGUAUCCGGGUCAACAUCGUAGCCCCAGGUUUGGUAGAAACCGAUAUGGGCAAACGACUGAUCAAAGCCACCCAGGGUGUACAGGAUAUCCGCACACUGGAUGACAGCAUGCCGUUUGGUCGGGUUUGUCAGCCCCAGGACGUGGCCAACGUUGUCGACUUUCUGGUUUCACCCCAGAACAGCUAUCUGACGGGCGAACGCUUGUACUGUGAUGGUGGUGGUCCAGUGCCAACACGGGCAAUGGAUUAA